Molecule: messenger RNA, 1534 nt
Organism: Capsella rubella
Lineage: Eukaryota; Viridiplantae; Streptophyta; Magnoliopsida; Brassicales; Brassicaceae
Product: signal peptide peptidase-like 1
Exons: 4
Coding region: 258-1376 (372 amino acids)
Biological process (GO): membrane protein proteolysis
Cellular component (GO): Golgi-associated vesicle membrane; cytoplasmic side of endoplasmic reticulum membrane; lumenal side of endoplasmic reticulum membrane
Molecular function (GO): aspartic endopeptidase activity, intramembrane cleaving
Source: RefSeq, a predicted model, not a curated record
UACAAAAUCUUCGCCCUCUGGUUAUGACAGAGGAUCCCAACCUUGCGACUGAAACCUAGAUCCCAAUUUUCUCGGUUUCUUCACUUCACUGUCUCCUCCGUUGUUUAGAUUUUUUCAGGUUCACGUCUGGUGGAAAGUGAUUGCAUCUCUAACGCAUUUCAUACAUUCACUUGGCUUGUAUGUGUACAAGGCUUGUACAAGGCUUCGGGGGAUAUAUAUAUAUAAUAUAAUCUUAAGGACAGAACUCUUUUCUUGUCAUGGAAACCCUAUGGACUCUUUUGUAUCUGCUAGAACCUGCACCAGCUACUCUCAUUGUCACAGCUGUCACCGUGACAUUUGCUUCCGCUUUCCGUGCACUUAACUAUGGGAAAGAGAUGGAGAGAAAUCGCGACUUCUCCGAAGCUUCCAUAACACUAGAUAGCUCCCAGGCCUUGAUGAUCCCAGUAAUGAGCUCUUGCAGUUUGCUUCUUAUGUUCUAUCUCUUCUCUUCUGUCUCUCAGCUCCUGACUGCCUUUACAGCCAUUGCUUCUGUUUCAUCUCUCUUUUAUUGGUUAUCACCAUAUGCGGUAUAUAUUAAGACGCAACUUGGUCUGUCUGAUCCCUUCGUCUCACGCUGCUGCUCGAAAUCGUUUACAAGAAUCCAAGGAUUGCUGCUUGUGGCUUGUGCUGUGACAGUUGUGGCAUGGCUCAUCUCUGGCCAUUGGGUACUGAACAAUUUGCUUGGGAUCUCCAUUUGUAUUGCCUUUGUCAGCCAUGUUCGUCUGCCCAAUAUCAAAAUAUGUGCGAUGCUCCUCGGGUGUCUCUUUGUAUAUGACAUAUUCUGGGUUUUCUUCUCUGAGAGAUUCUUUGGUGCUAACGUUAUGGUGGCUGUGGCCACCCAGCAAGCAUCAAACCCAGUUCACACAGUUGCUAACAGCUUGAAUCUUCCUGGACUGCAAUUGAUAACAAAGAAACUGGAACUGCCAGUGAAAAUUGUUUUUCCUCGGAACCUAUUGGGAGGUGUAGUGCCUGGUGUGAGUGCCUCAGAGUUCAUGAUGCUUGGUCUUGGUGACAUGGCUAUCCCCGCAAUGCUUUUGGCUUUGAUCCUCUGUUUUGACUAUCGGAAAACUAGAGACGUGGUGAAUAUUUGUGAUCUAAAAUCUUCAAAGGGACACAAAUACAUAUGGUAUGCACUUCCUGGAUACGCCAUUGGCUUGGUGGCAGCUCUAGCUGCAGGUGUAUUGACCCAUUCACCUCAGCCAGCUCUACUUUAUCUGGUACCAUCUACAUUAGGACCGGUGAUCUUCAUGUCAUGGCGGAGAAAGGAUCUUGCGGAGCUGUGGGAAGGACCUGCAUUAUCUAAUCCCACUGAGAAAUCUCAUGAAAUAGAGAUAUGAGUUUAUAUCAAAGAUUAUUCAGAAACUUAAACAUAAAAACAUAAAUACAAAGACGUUUAGUAGGAACAAUAUCAGAUCGAGAGCUCUUGUAUUAUUCUUAAGUUAACAAAACAAAACAAAAAGGAAAUGGUCGACCAGAUAGAGAUGUGAUUGUCUUA